AUGGGCUCUAGGUGUGAAGAUCAUUGGCAGUGGGACUUUCACGUUACUGCUAUCAUCCUGCUGGACAACCCAGAACUAAUGCAGGAGGCCAUGGAAUUGAUGGAGAUUCUGGGCGGAAUCUGUCCAACGGUAGGGGCGGUGGACUCAAUAAAGUGGUGGCCUAGCACGGAAGGUUGUUUCACAGUCAAAAGCUGUUGUUCAUUGAUGAGGGUCCGUCAUUUAGAAGAAGAGGUCGAAGCGAACAAGCUGGCAGCAAUAAAAUGGGUGUGGGAAGCUGCAGUUCCGUCCAAAAUAAAGGUGUUCGGCUGGAGGUUUUUCUUAAACAGAUUACCAUCAAAGGAUCAACUCGUGAGGAGGAAUAUUCUACAUAGGGAGGAAGAUAAAAUGUGUGUUAUGUGCUCAGGAGAAUAUGAGGAUUUGGUUCACUUAAGUUUCUUGUGUCCUUUUGCUAAGAAUGUGUGGAUUAUGAUAGGAUUAUGGCUAGACAUUAUGCUAGAUGUUUCUGUGGCUGGUCACCUUCAUUUAGCACAUUUUUUGCAGGUUUUGAAGGGUAGAAUAAAAAGGAAGAAGUUAUGCUUGAUUUGGCUUACAACGGUCUGGGUCAUUUGGAAUUCAAGAAACAACAUCAUCUUCAACAACUCUCCAUUAGUUUUAGAUGAUGUUAUCACGAGCAUCAAGUCGGUUUCUUGGAUUUGGCUUUCAGUUGGUUCGUCAAAGAGCCCUUUUAUCUCUUUUUACUCUUGGUAUCAAGCUCCUUUGGAGGCUUUAAAAUAUGUGUAA
This is a messenger RNA of Vicia villosa (hairy vetch), 780 nucleotides long. RefSeq lists its product as uncharacterized. The record is from RefSeq and is a predicted model, not a curated record. The transcript has a single exon. The coding region runs from base 1 to 780 and encodes 259 amino acids. Lineage: Eukaryota; Viridiplantae; Streptophyta; Magnoliopsida; Fabales; Fabaceae.